This is a messenger RNA of Sphenostylis stenocarpa, 261 nucleotides long. The record is from the annotation of a GenBank genome assembly. Lineage: Eukaryota; Viridiplantae; Streptophyta; Magnoliopsida; Fabales; Fabaceae.
AUGGCUACGAGUGGUGUGAGCGUGAUGCAGCGGUGCAGCGUGGCUGCGCGGUUGUUCAUGACGGCGGAGAAGGCGGAGGUGGCGGCGGUGCCCCUAUUUUGUGGGCGCGGGGACAAGAAGACGAAGAAAGGUAAGAGAUUCAAGGGAUCGUACGGUAACGCUCGGCCAAAGAAGGAGAAAAUGAUAGAGCGCAUCAAGGACAAGGCCCAAAUAGAGAACAUACCUGCUGCAAGCAGAGUUGUCGUUAUUCCAGGAGAAUGA